CUGUUGUAAACUCGACUACCAGAAUGUCUUCAGACUUUGAAGCAUACGAGCAGGACUUUGGAACAAUUACCGCAGAAAUAACUAAUAAAAUUGGCCGAAUUCCCAAACUAAGUGGAGAGGAGAAGACACAGCUGGUUCUAAAUGUCGACAAACAGCUUGAAGAAGUCAGAGAGUUGCUGGAGCAGAUGGACCUGGAGGUGCGAGAGAUCCCCAUCCAAAGCAGAGCCAUGUACAACAGCAGGCUGAAGAGCUAUAAACAGGAGAUGGAAAAGCUUGAGAAAGACUUUAAAAGGUCACGCAUUGCCUACAGUGAUGAGGUGCGCAACGAGCUCCUGGGGGAUGAUGCCAGUUCUUCGGAGAGCCAGUUGGUAAAGUUGCGUGAAGAGAGAGCACAUCUGUUGGACAACACAGAGAAGCUGGAAAGGUCAUCACGGAGACUGGAGGCCGGCUACCAGAUAGCGGUAGAAACUGAACAAGUGGGGCAGGAGAUUCUUGCCAACCUGCACAGUGACCGUGAGAAGAUCCAGAGAGCUAGAGAAAGGCUGAGAGAAACAGACGCCAACCUGGGCAAGAGUUCCCGCAUCCUUACCGGCAUGCUGAGAAGGAUCAUCCAGAAUCGGGUCCUGGUCUUCAUCCUCGGAGCCAUCAUCCUCCUCACCAUCAUCCUGGCCAUCUAUUUUAAUGUGCGAGGCCACUGAUCUCCCCUGUACGCACAUGCAUAUAUAUACACACACACACACUCCCUCCCCCUAAACGCAAAUACACACACACUCUCUUGUGAUUAAUAGCGACAAAAGCGUUGUUCUGCUGUAAUUAGGACAAAUGGUCCCCAUGAAUCACUAUUUCCAAAGCCUGACAGCAAGCUUUUUUUUUUUUUUUUUUUACCAUUUCUCACUCCUUUUUUUUGUUUGCAGUUUCUUUCCCUUUUUUCUCCCGUUCUCCUUCUUCCCUUUUACUCUCUUUUUCUCUUUCACUUUCUUCUCCUUCCCCCCUCCUCCUCUGCCUGUCAGGCUCGUUCUUACAUCUCCAGGGACUAGAACGGGGUGAGAUGUUUUUAUAAUAGUUAAUAUUUUUCAUGGUGUCGUCCUCAGCGUGGUUUGCAACCUGGUCAUUUUUUUUCUUGUGUAACUUAAUGGAGGGCUUUUUUUGUAGUGUAGGUGGGUUUGGUGUUAUUCAGGGUGUGGGGAUGCAUGAAAGGCAGAGAGAAACCGAAGUUCUACACACAUCUGUGGGUUUGCACGUGUGCAUGCAUGAGUGACAGUCAUGGACGGGGGCCCGCACUGCGUUUCUUAUUGACACCAACAGUAGGCACACAUACUGUAUUAGCUUCUGUAACUAAAUGAUUCAGCUGUUCUUCUCCCCACCAAUCACCCUACCCCUGCACAGCUCAGAGGACAGUGCCUUCAGUUUAGAUAUGCUGUUCACACUCCUGCUUUAAAAGGCUCAGCAGAGCCCAAAAUAGACAAGUGGCGCUGCCUUGAAAAGAGAGGAUGCACGCAAAAAGGUUGAGGUUAGUUCAGCUUGUGUUCAUUGAAUCAAGGUGAAAGUAUUUUGGGUUGUUUGUUUUUUUUUCAUUAUUAGGAGGAAACUGGUUGCAGUUUUUGUUUUCAGGAGCAAAAAAGUGGUUAUUUUAGAGAAUUUAGAGAUUGAAGAAUAUUAAAUAAAAAUUGCUCUUUUAAUGGAUUUUAAUGCAAAAGAGACCUGACCUCAGCCUCCGUGAGUACAGCACAGAAACAAAGAGAAAUGCUUCAAAUGACAUUGUAACCACAUCUGGGACAUCACCCCUUCCCAAAUACAUACUACAUUAACUGAUUCCCAAAUAUAAGCGUCAUACUGUAUGUACUAACAUUGAAAUGGACAUCAUGUAUAGUGUUUUUGCUCUUACUAAGUGACUCUCUUGCUAUUUAUUUAUAAAUGUAGAGUUUCCAUUCAGAUUUCUGUGUUGGAAGUGUAUAUUUUUGUGAUGUUGAAAUUAUUCAGAAUUAACAUUAAUCACAUGUUUGUUUCUUCUUGAUUUGUGGUGGUUCUCUGAUGCAGACUGUACACCAGGACCAACUGAAAUAUGUGUAUUUCUAGUCUUUCAUCUUAAAGGCUUUUUUUUUUUCUUGAUUUCUUUCUUCUAUAAAUGGAUCUAGCUUGUUUAAAAAUUUGUACUUUUUGUUCUUUAUUUUCUAUGUAAUCUUCGGAGGUGUGAGAUGGGACCCUUGUUUCUGUGUUUGUGAUGAUGUGAUGCAUCUGCAGGUGUUUGAAAAAAAGGCGUGCUUGAGUUUACCGGCGUUUAAUUCUUCGGGGGGAAAGCCAUUCUUUGGGGACGGCGUUUGAAAAAUCUAAAUUUAAGAGCAUAUUUGGAUCAUUUUUAAUUUUAUUUUUGUUUGGAGGGGGGGGGGCUAAUGCUAAUGCAAGCCACAAGCUCGCACACGCAUGGAAACACACACUGGUGCGCGCGCGUAUGUCUCUUGUGGUUGGUGUUCCCAGUGAGGGCAUUUGCUAUUCUGUUUCAGGGUCAUAGUCUUCAUUUUUGAAGAUGCGGGGGAGUCCCCAUCCCACCAUCCCACCCCACCCUCCCCCACCCCGUGCUAUCGUCCACCAUUUCACAGGCCCUCACCAGCCGCGGCGCCGUGGUCUGCUUCAAAGCCUCAAAUUAAUGGCCAACAAAAUAGUGUGUCUCUGACCGUCCCAUGCGGGGCCGACCCACUAAGAGUUAUCAUUAAAGUGAAGCAAUAAUGAAAAAAACGAAGGAAGGAAGGAAAAAAGAAGAAGAAGAGCCGGGUAAGGAAGCGAACGAGGAAGCGCGGAGGUAGGGGGUGCUGAGGGGGGGGUUAAAUCCCAGGCAGUUUGACAACAAACCUCAUCUGGUAAUGACCCUCAGUGAUUGUGGUUUUACCCAGUCAGCGUGCACAGUGUGUGUCUGUGCGUGUCUGCAUGUUCAGCCUACCUAUGUGCUGAUGUGCUCUCUCUGUCUCUCCUGCCCCCCUCCCUCCUUCUCUCUACCUCUCCUGCCACCUUUUCCUCCUCCUCCCUGUCCUCCCCUCCCUUCCCUCCCCUCCCAGCCUGUCAGAUGAGCGGAGCGGUAGCUAGCGAGUGAGCGGUGGAAGGCAGCGUGGCGGCGGCUUCUAUUUGAAGUUGUAAUGGUGUCAAAAAGUCAGGGCUGACUGACAGACGUCAGUCCCACAGGGCCUCAUUAAAAACAGACCCACUUGACAAGGAAAUAAUUGAGCGCCGGCGACAACUCGGGGGCCCCUCCGCGUUUUUAGAUGUUUUUAUUUUCUUUUCAUUAUUAGCGUCGAGCUAUUAUGUUCAUUAAGAAAUGGCAUUAAAACAAGUUUUUUUCUUCUUCUUUUUUUUUUUAAAAUACGGGCGAGGGAGGGAGCAGGGAAGGAAGACAGGAUGCAUGGAGGUGGGAGAUAACGAUUUGUUUAGAGCCCCGGUUCUGUUUUAUUAUUUAAACAGGAGCGCUGUCAUGUGAUACCUUGGCAGACGUUGGCUAUCAUCUCUCCCUUCUUUCUCCUUUCCUCCCUCUCUUUCUUUCCCCCCCUCCUUCUCUCCUCUGUACUCAUCCCUUACUUUUCCCCAAGCUUUUAUCUUCCCCUCCUCGGUCCGUCUCCAUCUCUUUCUCCACCUGCUCUCUCUAUCCCCUUUUCUUUCUCUCCCCGUUGAGCGGCGGGUGUCAUUGGAAUAUGAACUAGAUUAUUCAUCAGUGCCCCCACCACCCACUACCACCCCACGCCCCACUACCACUCCCUCCAAUCGCUGAUUUGGUUUUCGACAAGCGUCUCACCGCAGAAGGCUGAGGAUGAAAACUUGUCAAAAAUAGGUUAUAUCUUAUUCCAAGGGGCAACAAUAGCAGCAGGUACAGACACCAUUUAAUAUUUAAUUUAGGCGGGUGGUAACCCUCCUUAAGUGACUGGAGCUGCGUCUUCCAUACAAACGCCAGGAGAAAAGGAGGGGUGGGUGAGCAAGAGGGGAGAGCAAUUAAUUAUUUGAUGUCUGAAAAGUGAUUUUUGAAGCUCUCGCUGCCUUCUCCUGUUUGCCAGGGGGGGAAAAAAGGGAUCGAGUCUUUGGGUGUCCCGGUUCGCUUUCCACACACGUUCCUUAUCUUGGUCGCCCCCCCGAGAGCCGAAACAUUUCCACUCGUAUCACGUUACAUCCACAUGAUAAUUGUUCAUAUAGUAAAAGGUUUUCAGUCUCUUUAUGUUAUCAGUGGAAAUUAUGAAAUCUUCUACCGCCACCAUCUUUGCGACAUCUCGCUAACGUUCCCAGUCAUUCCUAUCUUCACCGGUCCUCUCUAUCCUCUCUACGUGGUUUUACAUAGAAAUUAUAAAAGGAAGGUUCCUCAACAAGGAACCUGUGUGAUGCACCAACCAUUGCAAAAGCCCGAUGUUUGUCAGCCAUUUAAGACGACAAGGGAUUGUGACAAGCGUCGUUUGAGCUGCCUGUCCCCCCAGCGGAGGGCGGGCCUUAAACGGCACAAACAGCGCCAGUGGUGGGAUCGCAACAGGAGGGUGGGCGCUUCGUCUUCAGGAGUGUCCACGAUGCUGUCACCCACUGCACACGCAGACACAGACACACACAAACACACAUUCAUGUACAUUGAGAGAGGCCCAGCAAUAACAGCUAGCCAAGAAAAAGAAGAAUGGGGGGGGAAUCACAAUGGCACUGUUUGAGGAGUACAAUGAAUAUUCUUCUGUUUGAUUCAGCAGACGUGGACGCAUAUGCGCACGCACACACACUGCUGCACGUAUGAUCCCAAUAAAGACAGGCACACACGCUCUAGUGUGGAGCUGUUAGAAGAGGAGCCAUGGUCUCCAUUUGUACAUGCCACCAGUUCCAGCAGAAUGGCUUUCUUUCUCUCAUCAGCCCAUUAUCUAUCUGUUUUUUCGCCCCAUCAGCGCUGUCAACCGUUUUAUUAGUGUUUGUGCUCACAAUGAAAUGACAAAGGCCCCCAUUAUUUGAGGAAGUCGCAGGGGCCGCAGCCAUACAUGCAUGCACGGAUGUCCGUGUGCUCGUGGCCAGUGUUAAGAGGUGAUGCCGAAUCGUCCACAUGCGCAUGUAUCCGUCUCGAGUUAUCGCGUUCCCUUCAGUUCAGCCAAUUGAGACUCCGGGCUGAUCCUGACUUGUGAAGCUGACUUUUUUUUUGUGAUCUCUGUCAGUGUCUGUGUUUGACAUCUGUGAUUAAAGCGGCUCUGGAUCUUUGUAA
Molecule: messenger RNA, 5197 nt
Organism: Maylandia zebra (zebra mbuna)
Lineage: Eukaryota; Metazoa; Chordata; Actinopteri; Cichliformes; Cichlidae
Gene: vti1a
Product: vesicle transport through interaction with t-SNAREs 1A
Biological process (GO): vesicle fusion with Golgi apparatus; intra-Golgi vesicle-mediated transport; intracellular protein transport
Cellular component (GO): SNARE complex; ER to Golgi transport vesicle membrane; late endosome membrane
Molecular function (GO): SNARE binding; SNAP receptor activity
Source: RefSeq, a predicted model, not a curated record